CCAUGUGUGAUGUAGCUGUAUAGCUCUCUCGGUUUUCAAAUUGUUUCAAUUCUCGUGUAAUCCUUAAAGGCCAUUUGAUUGCAAAGUAUUUCUUCUGAUAGAUGCGUUCUACUCAGCCAAGCGCUAUGAGGUUGAAGCAGGUAAUUAUGUAUGGCGAUACACCGUUUCUUCCCGAAGAAAUCAUCAGAAACAUUCUCAAACGACUUCCGAUAAGAUCCCUAAUCCGAUUUCAAUGUGUCUCCAAACAUUGGAAACAUCUCAUCAAAACCACAUCUUUCGUCGAAGAACAUCUCCGCCACUCCAAUCAUCAGAGCCCGACUCUUAUUUUCCAAGGGCGUUCUCCAACUGAUUUUUCGCAGUCGCACUUUUAUUUGCUCGAUAACGAGAUGCAACUCCAUGAAGUUCAAAGCGCACCUCUGAUUGAUCUCUCUUGGGAUGGCUGGAUCAUCGGUUCCAGCAAUGGCUUGCUCUUGCUCAGUGCCAGACUUAAUUAUGCCCAUCGUUCCAUGGUAUUGUGGAAUCCAGCAAGUAGGCGGGUCAGACUGGUGGCUAAAGUUGUUAAUUCUUUUCUGAUGGGAUUUGGGUUCAGUUCAAUUGUUAACGAUUACAAGAUUGUGUGUAUUAGAGUUUCUGAUUUAUUUGUUAAUCAAGUAAAAGAUUAUUCAUUAAACACAGGGCAAUGGAAGGAAGUACAAUUUGGGAACUUAGAUGGUGUAUAUAUUAAAUCUCAACCUUUCAGUACUAACAGAGCUAUCUUUUGGUUUGGGAUUAAUCUAAAUGUGGAGCAGAGGGAUGAAAAUCGACAUGUGUUAGUUUCAUAUGACAUGGCGAUCGAAGUAUUUACGUUGAUACCAUUACCUAUUUCAGCCCCUAAAUCACUUGAUUCACAACACACCAGGCUUACUAUGCAUGAGAAUAAACUUGCUAUGCUUUGUCACACUACCAUUGGAAACUUUGAAUCUUCUUUGAUAGAUUUGUGGGUGAUAGAGGAGGGUACAGAUCCAUCUGGGGGAAGAUGGAGUUGGACUAAGAAAUAUAGUGUCAACCACCCUCCCUGGUUACUUCCCGAGACUAUUUGGAGGAACGAAAUGGUCUGCCAUUUUGUUGCAAUGCCUGGACGUAGUGCAGCUGGAUUUAAAGUGAAGGAUGAUGAAAGAAAUGUCGUUAUGAUCAAUCUCACUGCCAAUGAAUCUAAGAUGUUUGCUAUCCACAAAUAUGUCAUUAGCCCUUGUAUUUUGAAUUAUGUGGAAAGCCUUGUACCUGUUGGCAACGGGGACUGCAAUGAAGAGCUUUGAUACUGAAUCUUAACUAUCAUGUUGCAUAUUUACAGGCAAGCUAUUUUCCUGGAGAAGAACCCAUAAUGAUUAAGAUAAUUUUGUUUCUAAAAAGCUUUAUGUCCUUUAGAGAUUUUAUCUUGAAUGGUAUGUAUGUAUUCAAUGCCAGAUGUUUGUAGCUUUGUGUGACCUGCCCAUCUGUGAUAUCAGGUUCAGUUUUCUUUCAAAAAUGGAUGUAUUAUUUAGUUGCUUUGGCGUGGAUUUUUGGAGACAUUUUGAUCAGGUAAUGUACCAAUGAUUUUUAGUUACACGGUUUUAUGUCAAUAGUUUUCCAGCUUUCAAGAUGUUGUGUGCUUUUUGGAUCAUUUGUGGAUUAAAAGAAUAUUUCCUCUGAGAUUUUUGUGAAGUUCACUGUACAAAGUCUAUGUUAAUUUUUUUUUUUUAUCCGUUCAAUUUCUUUUUUUAUCUUCUUGGUGCCUAACAUAAAUUUUUGUCCUUAUCAUUUCAAUUUCUUCUUCAAGACUUUCUGUUUUUUUUCCCUCUCAUCAUUACUUAAUGCAUACCACACACAAUUUUUUCGCUUCCUUAUCUGAAUGCCCAGUUGCUUAAUCCGAUCACUUACUUUGUCAAUAAUAGUGAGACUAGAAAUUCAUUCCACAGGGUUGUAUGGAAAAAAAACAUCUGUACAUCAGUUUCCACUUUGUAAAUGCCUGAUAUUUUGCAGUCCAAUUACUUUUUUUGCAUAAUCUUUUACGGUGAUGAAAUUAGAAAGAGCUUCAGAUUUGCGUUUCGUUUGAUACUGCCAACUGUACUUACGAGAGGCUUCAACAUAGAGGAUCUAGUAUGGGGAACGAUAUGUAGAAGGGGCUUGAGUUGAAUGGUGAAAAAAUGAGGUUGAAUGGCUUCGAGAACACUGUAUUUAUAAAAGACGAAGUUUGUUUAUGGGAUUUGAACCGUGCCAGGUCAUUGAAUGGUCUUGAAUAACUUCUAUAGUAGAUGAAUAAAAUUGGUGUCCCAGCAUUCUGAAGCUGCUGAUGCAAGAACCAUGGAGGCUGAUAAUGCUCUGAGAUUUUGAACAUGGAGGUGAUUAGAGUUAAUGUUGAUGGAGCAUUUGAUGGUAAGUCUCAGUCUGCUAGAGUAGGAUUUGUUGUGCGAAAUUCUGUUGGUAUUUGUUUGGCAGCUAUUGGUAAGCCUACUGAUCCUGUGUCUAUUCAAAUAUGAAGCCGAGGCUAUGCUGGCUGGUCUGUCAUGGGGUAGUGAGAAUGGAUUUAGUUAGGCAUAUUAUUGUUGAAUCUGAUUGUUUUCCUCUAGUGCAGAUUGUUAACUAGAAGCAAAAUUGCCCUGAAUGGGAUUGUCUGACAUAAUUGGAGCUUGUCAUUAAUCUUGAAAGAUCGUUGAGUUUUUGUAGCUUCAAA
Messenger RNA from Prosopis cineraria, 2689 nucleotides. Its product is annotated as putative F-box protein At3g16210. Gene Ontology annotation, molecular function: protein binding. Bases 102 to 1295 code for a protein of 397 amino acids. The transcript has a single exon. Lineage: Eukaryota; Viridiplantae; Streptophyta; Magnoliopsida; Fabales; Fabaceae. The record is from RefSeq and is a predicted model, not a curated record.